UCAUAUUCCCCCACGAGCCUCAGUCGUCGACCAGCAGCUGCAGCUGAAAGAAGCUUCUCUCUCUCUCCACACCUCCAAAACACCAGACCACACACCUGUCGCCUCCCACAUAACACUACCGAGUAAGAGUGGCGGCUCCACCACCACCGCUUCCUGGUACCAGCUGAAGAACUGAAGAGAGCCUGGAGAAGAGCUGAUUAUUAAUAUUGUCAGAGAGGACGAAGAAUGGAGGACUCUCAGAUGAAAAGUAAACCACCAGCUAAGCGAACUGAAGAAGAUGCCCUUAGAGAGCUGAAGUCCAACGGAAAAUGGGCAGCUGGGAUCACUAUCUUCAGUUACAUGUACGGAGACCUGACGGUGGCCAGCCAGCUGCCUCCUGACCCUCGGCAGGACUCUUGGCUCCUCAUGAAGUCUCCUCUUCCUACACUCUUCAUUUCUCUCACCUACAUCGCUGCCGUCACUUGGUGGGGACCACUCUAUAUGAGCAAAAGAAAACCCGUAACUGGACUCAAACCGAUAAUGAUCGCCUACAAUGCCUUCCAGGUCGUGUUUUCUGCGUAUCUUUUCUAUCAGGGUGGUAUUGGUGGAUGGUUUGGUGGCUACAAGCUGGUGUGUCAAAAGUGUGACUUCUCCUACAAUCCAGGGCCUAUCAGGAUGAUGCAUGCUGGUUACUGGUACCUCAUCUCCAAGUUUAUUGAUUUCAUCGACACGGUGAGUGAAUUCUAAUCUCUUUGCAGGUAAUUUAGCAUACCUCUAGUCAUUUGCGAUAGGCUAAGGAAUCAUGUC
Molecule: messenger RNA, 786 nt
Organism: Cherax quadricarinatus
Lineage: Eukaryota; Metazoa; Arthropoda; Malacostraca; Decapoda; Parastacidae
Source: RefSeq, a predicted model, not a curated record